Messenger RNA from Triticum turgidum subsp. durum (durum wheat), 648 nucleotides. NCBI's taxonomy places the organism in Eukaryota, Viridiplantae, Streptophyta, Magnoliopsida, Poales, Poaceae. The record is from the annotation of a GenBank genome assembly.
AUGAGCUUGGACAAACAUAUAUUUGACAUUUGGAUACCAAAAACAGCACAUAUGAGCUUGGGCACACAUAAAUUUGACUUUCAAAAAGCAAAAACAGCACAUACACAAGCUUGCACAAAUAUAUAUUUUGCACGUACAUACCUGCGAAGAUGUAGCCUCCCUCUCAUAGUAGUUUGCGCAGCCGGAGGCAACGGCGAUUCCGGCACGCACGCCAGCGCCGGUGGGGUCAGGGAGACGUCGAGGCGGAGGUUUCUUUUUUACCCUAUACAACAACUCAGCGAUUGGGACAUUGCUGGAAUCAUUUGUCAGCUUCAUCGGCAGCCGUGUAGUAGCUGCUGCAUUGCCCUUCACAUUCCCCUUCUGCAUCCCCGAGACCGGCAACUUUCUCUUCAUAAUGGAGUCCAACGUCCUCUCUUUCUCCUUCUCCUUCCCACUCGCCUUCCCCUUUUGCUUGUCCAUUGUUUCGACAAUAGAAAGUACCUGCUCCGGCUCGUCACGCCGCGAAAACCAGGGGAGGCGCGUCCGUCUAUGUCCGGUGUGGUGAGCAACGGUCACGCCGCCCGUCGCCGUCGGUGCCGAGUUGGCGAGGAAGCGCGGCGUCGCUCGUCGCUGUCGAUCCAGAUUCGCGGGGUGGCGAGAGAGAGGUGA